This is a messenger RNA of Drosophila guanche, 370 nucleotides long. RefSeq names its product mitochondrial import receptor subunit TOM7 homolog. Gene Ontology annotation, cellular component: mitochondrial outer membrane translocase complex. Gene Ontology annotation, biological process: protein import into mitochondrial matrix. Lineage: Eukaryota; Metazoa; Arthropoda; Insecta; Diptera; Drosophilidae. The record is from RefSeq and is a predicted model, not a curated record. The transcript is spliced from 2 exons. The coding region runs from base 58 to 225 and encodes 55 amino acids.
UUCACAAUUGAAAGCAAAAUUGUCUUUAAAACUAACCAAAACUAAAUUUAAUUCAAUAUGCCGGAGUUUUCCGAGGAAGCCAAGGAUCGUUUAAUGAUUGUUCUCAACGUGGUCCAAAAGACAGUCCACUGGGGCUUUGUGCCUUUCGUGAUUUAUAUGGGCUUCCGCAAGGGUGCAGAGAUCGGCAUGCCGCCACUAACCAUAAUCAACCUUUUUGCGUUUUAGAAAGUGCAUAAAGCACGCUCUAAAUUAAACACUUCUUUGCUUCUCCCACUCACACAUUCAAGUUUUGACAGAAUGUUAACCAAAACGAACUGAAAACUAUUUCAAAGACAUCCAGUGCGUGCAAAUAAAAGGUAUUAGAAAUAUA